Parathielavia appendiculata is the source of this 834-nucleotide messenger RNA. RefSeq lists its product as uncharacterized. Lineage: Eukaryota; Fungi; Ascomycota; Sordariomycetes; Sordariales; Chaetomiaceae. The record is from RefSeq and is a predicted model, not a curated record. The coding region runs from base 1 to 834 and encodes 277 amino acids. The transcript has a single exon.
AUGCCUAGAGCAGAGCAAUAUACGAAGAACGAGUCCGACUUAUAUGUGUCGGGAUUAGCAGAGGAGGGACUCGACGAGGGCAACCCAUUCCAGCAGGAUGCAGAGGACGAGCCCAUAACCGACCCCGACGAGGCUGCAGUGGCGGCUGUCCUCAGUCGAGAUGAGAACGCCGCGCCAGAUGCCAAGGAUUACAAUGGUGGCCAUGAUCAAGCCGAACACAGCCACCAGCCAAGAUCUACCAAUAUAUUCAUCCCAAAGGAGGAAUCCGCUGUCGGCAGUGAGCUGGAAGACGUUAAUUCCGACCUUGCUGCUCGCCCGCCCGAACACGUCGAGUCCUCCUCUAAACACGGCCGGGCCGAAGAUGCGGACGCUAUUGGUGACGCUGCCGACGAAUUCGACCGCGACGUUCAACGGCUUGUCAAACGUGCCCGCCAUGAUAGCCGAGCCCUGCUCAUCAAACAUGGGGACGAUGUCGAGGAACAAGAGUGCAAAAUGCACGCCAACCUCGACCUGCGCGCCCCUGUCAUCGAGAAUGACGAACACAAAGACAACGAGAACGGAUCACAGCAGACGGGAGAGAACGAUUUCGACCGUCCAAAGGAAGUUGCACCUAUGCCGCGCAUUGAGCAGCUUUCGGGGCACAAGGACCACGAGUCUGUCCCAAGGGAUGCUGGGGACGAGGACGAUGAUGUUGAGACGAAAGGAGGAGAUGACUACGAUGUCGAGAAUUAUGCCGAAUUUGAGGACGACGAUGACGAUAUGGAAGGACCGACGAGAGAUACGGUUGGGAGUGAAGAGUUGGUCAUCGAUGAAAAUAAUGAUAAUGAAUGGUAA